This is a messenger RNA of Erythranthe guttata (spotted monkey flower), 447 nucleotides long. RefSeq names its product S-protein homolog 19. The record is from RefSeq and is a predicted model, not a curated record. NCBI's taxonomy places the organism in Eukaryota, Viridiplantae, Streptophyta, Magnoliopsida, Lamiales, Phrymaceae.
AUGAAACCCGCAGCACUAAUCCUAAUCCUAAUCCUGCUAACAACAAUCCCGCCACACACAGAAUCCAAAAAGCAGGGCACAAAAUUCAUGGACAAAACAACAGUGGCAAUAUACAACGACAUAAACGAGGAAGACAGCAGCAUAACCGUCCACUGCUACUCCGUCAACGGCGAUCUCGGCACGCACCAGCUCACCUACGGCACGAACUUCACGUGGACUUUCCGUGAGGAUUUUUGGGGGAUGACCAAAUACUACUGCGAUUUUGUAACGGAGUACGGAUCUGGUAAUUACGGCGUUUUCACACCUAAGCUGCGAAUUAGGUGCGAUACUUUUUGCCCGUGGUCGAUUACGGACACUGGACCUUGCCUUGAGCAAACUGCUUAUGGCCAUGAAUUGUGGUGCCAGGGUUGGAAGAUUCCCCACCCCCCGCCCCCUGCUCUCACUUAG